Messenger RNA from Asparagus officinalis (garden asparagus), 1035 nucleotides. RefSeq names its product NDR1/HIN1-like protein 1. The transcript has a single exon. NCBI's taxonomy places the organism in Eukaryota, Viridiplantae, Streptophyta, Magnoliopsida, Asparagales, Asparagaceae. Gene Ontology annotation, biological process: defense response to other organism. The record is from RefSeq and is a predicted model, not a curated record. The coding region runs from base 67 to 693 and encodes 208 amino acids.
UCUCUCUCUCUCGCUCUCUCUCCACAACGAAAUACCUCACUUUCUUAAUUUAAUUAAACCCUCAAAAUGUCUCUCCCCACAGAAACCUCACCAAAACACUGCGCGAACAAAGGCUUCCACCUAAAAUCCCUCCGCCUCAACAAAAAACUCCUCUACACCCUCAUCCCCACCCUCCUCCUCGUCCUCCUCCUCCUCUACUUCAUCCGCCACCCUUCGAAACCCCAGUUCUACCUCCAGUCCACCACCAUCUCCAACCUCUCCCUCUCCUCCCCCCUCCUCCUCCUCCUCAACUCCACCGUCCAAGCCACCCUCCUCUCCAAAAACCCCAACAAGAACUUCGGCGUCUACUACGACGACGUCCGAGCUUACGCUAUCUACAAAGGCCAGCAAAUAACCGGAGACUGUUUUUUGCCUUCGUUCUAUCAGGAGCACGAAGAGCUGAACGUCUUGUCGGCGUCGAUGUUUGGAACUGGCAUGCCGGUUGCUGCGUCGGUCGGGUUCGAGCUUGGCCGGGAUCAGGUUGCAGGUAGGUUUGUUCUGUCGGUGCGGGUGGAUGGGUUGCUGAGGUGGCGGGUGGGCGGGUGGACGUCGGGGAAGUAUCGGUUCGAUGUUGAUUGUUUGGCGGUUGUUGGGCUCAGGCAAGGGGUGAUGGGGUCGGUGCAGGGGUCGUCGGCGUGCUCGACUAAUGUUUAAUUGAGUUUGGAUUUAGUUCUUUUUUUUUUUUUUCUGGUAAGUAUGAAUCGAUCGUUUAUUAUUAAUGUUAUUUAUUAAUUAAUGGAUCGCAAUUAUGUUUAAGUCUUGUCAGUUUGGAGAAUUGAGGAUGUAAAUUAGUUUUGAGUGAUUGAGGAAUAUUUAUGGUGGUGAGGAUUUAUUAUGAUGGAUUGUUAAUUAGAGAUUAGUGAUAAUUAGCUUUAGUGUUAGCUUGGCUAGGAUUUUGUCAUGUACAUGCGUAGUGUUAACUUGUGUGCUAAUAUGUUGGUGGGAUUUGGUGCGUGUCUCUUGUAAACUUUUAUAUUAUUCUAAUAAUUAAUGUUA